AUGGCCGACGAGACGACGCGACUGAUUAACUCUCAGCCAUCCUCGGGCGACGAUGCGAAGAACAUGGAGGAUACGGAAAAUGGGGGCCAGAAGUCGCAUGUUGAUCGCAUGUUUCUUCUGGUCGCUCUGUUAGGUAUGCAAGUUGAGCUACGGAGUGCGCUCUUGACAUACAUCUGGCAGGUGCUGACUCGAAUACGACUGUUAGGUAUAUUUCUUGCAGCGGCCGACGAUUCCUUCGUUCUUGUUACGCACGGCGAAAUCGGCUCACAUUUCAAACGAGUACCCUUGGGACCAUGGCUCAUUACGGUGUAUAAUCUCGGGUAUAUGGCGACGCUCCCUCUGUAUGGGAGACUUAGCGAUGUUUACGGCUACCGCUCCAUUUUGUUGGUCGCGUAUGUCAUGUUUUCGGCAGGGUGUGCUGUCACAGGCACGGCGUCUGUGAUGUGGGUUGCAAUUGCAGGUAGACUUCUGUCAGGUGUCGGCGCAUCCGGGAUGCUCGAUCUGAUCAGCGUGAUCAUCAACGACAAGGCUCCACCGAGAGAAAUCGCAUUGAUUCGGAGUUAUCUUGGAGUGGCCUUUCCACUAGGCUUGAGCUGUGGUGGACCCCUUGGCGGUGUUCUUACUGAUACCAUAGGUUGGAGAUGGUCGUUUCUGAUCCAAGUGCCAAUGGGACUGCUCUGCUUCUGCGUUUCCUACUGGAAACUCUCUCCACCAGAAAAGAACGAAUCAAAAGGAAAGAAAGAGUAUUCAACUCGUCCUGAGGAUGUCGAGCUAAACCUGUUCGGCAUUUUCUCGUUGGGAAUCCUCAUCACCGGCGUCAUGAUGCUUUUACAGACCGUUGGUGAAGGGAACCAGAACAGAACGAUGCUCCUCAUUACUCUGGGAGUAAUCAUGGUAUCUGGCAUUGCAUUCGGGUUGAAUGAACAAUUCUGGACCCAGAGUCCCUUGAUGCCUCUUGGCAUCAUCACGAACAACUAUGUCUGGGCGAUCUACCUGAUCCAAUUUUUGAUUUACUUUCCCGCUUUUGGUGUUGCAUCCAAUAUCGGCGAGUUCCUAGUUCGGACGAGAAACGCCACGAAUCGACUGAACGGGGUCAGCUUGAUUUACCUGCCCGUCGGCAGUAUUCUUGGUUCUGUUAUUAGCGGGUAUAUUAUGCGAUACACUGGAAAAUAUAGGUCACUUUUAUUCGUGAGCUGGGCCGUGCUUUUUGUUGGAACCCUCUUGAUCAUGCUUCGACUGCCACAAGGUGCUUACCUUGGCGAGCUUGCAUACCUUGGGCUUCUCGCCAUUGGCUUCAUGGGGCUCAAUUCUGCUCUGUUUGUGGCUAUGUCGGUGUCGGUUCCGAAAGACAAGUCGGCGGCUGCUCUUACUACCUACUACCUUGUCCAACAGCUCGGGAUGCUGGUGGGUGUCAUAUCUACUGCAUCGUUGACUCAAAAUACUUUCAAGUCUUACCUUGUGGAGAAACUCGCCGGGGAGUCGAAUUGGAAAGAGAUAAUUCGGAACGUCCUCCAGGACAAUCGUUUUGCGUUUACUCACUUGCCCGACAAGCUUCAAGGACUUGUCGUGGAUAGCUACCAACAUGCAUUUUUCUUUGCUUCACUUCUUUGCGUUUUGGCCGUUGUCGUAUCCUUCCCCGCCCUCUGUCUCCUACCACAGAAACCCUUGGAAUAG
Molecule: messenger RNA, 1674 nt
Organism: Penicillium argentinense
Lineage: Eukaryota; Fungi; Ascomycota; Eurotiomycetes; Eurotiales; Aspergillaceae
Product: transporter
Exons: 9
Coding region: 1-1674 (557 amino acids)
Biological process (GO): transmembrane transport; basic amino acid transport
Cellular component (GO): fungal-type vacuole membrane
Molecular function (GO): basic amino acid transmembrane transporter activity
Source: RefSeq, a predicted model, not a curated record